CUUUUCCAUUCUAUAAACACCCCAUUUCUUCUGCUUCCCUUACUUUCUCUCAACAAACACUCCCAACUCUUCUUCUUCUUCAAAUUCAAUUCCUCCCCGAUCCAGUUCAAAAAUCAUGGAGCCAGGUGCAAUUGCCGCCACCAAACAUUCAGCGCCUGUGAAUCCAACCGUCCACCCAUCUCACUUUACAUCAGUUCAAAACAAUACAUCCACCUUUAAUUUCAGCAGAUUCUUCAGCCUACAUUCUUCACCCUCUUUCCAAACUCCUCCCUCCUGCCAAUUCACCUCACAGACAUCAUCUUCUCUCAGCAACAACUCUACUUCUGAUGACGCAGAAGAACACCCUCGCAUAACCGAUGAGAAGAAGCGUAGGAGGAUGAUAUCCAACAGAGAAUCAGCCCGACGGUCUCGGAUACGCCAGAAGAAGCAUCUUAACGAGCUAAUGGUGCAGGUCAUCAAGCUUCGGGACCAGAAUUGCAAGCUCAUCAUCAAGUUGAAUCACAUGGAGGACUGCAAUGACAGGAUCCUACGGGAGAAUAGCCUACUCAGGGAAGAAGCUUCCAACCUCCGUCAAACUCUCCAAAACAUGCAGCCCAAAAAUCCUUACAUCAUUUCAAAAGAUACAGAAGAAAUCCCAUGCAACAGUACUACAUAUCUUGGAGCCAAAUCAACCAACCAAACCUUCAUCACUCCCAUGGCUUUGCUUUGAGAUGUCUCCCCUUCAUUUUUCCUUCUCUCUCUUACUUUAGAGUUGAUAGAGUUGCCUAUAAUAACUUCUCAUCAAGUAUUUCAAUGUCACAAAAGAUAAGGUUUUGGAUUGUAGAAGCAUUCCAUAUAUAAUAAAAGUGCAGUGUACUAUGUUUAAAAAAAAAAAAGAAAA
Molecule: messenger RNA, 880 nt
Organism: Magnolia sinica
Lineage: Eukaryota; Viridiplantae; Streptophyta; Magnoliopsida; Magnoliales; Magnoliaceae
Product: basic leucine zipper 43-like
Exons: 1
Coding region: 116-709 (197 amino acids)
Biological process (GO): regulation of DNA-templated transcription
Molecular function (GO): DNA-binding transcription factor activity
Source: RefSeq, a predicted model, not a curated record